CCGCCCGCUCGCAGCCACUCGCAGCCCGGCUCAGUCGCAGCCCCUCGGAGUCCGGAGCCGGUCGCCCCCGCGGACCGGACAGCGCGCCCGGCGACCGGGACGAAGCCCCGGUCCAGCGAGGAGGGCGCGGCGCGGGCGGCGGCGGCGCGGCGGGGAGGAGCCCGGGCCGGAACCAGGGCUGGGCCGGGGGCGGGGACGCCAGGGUCCCGGAGCCGCGGAGCCGGAGCAGCGAACCAGCGCCGCGGGAGGACCGGGAAGGAGGAGCGCCGCCGGAGCCGGCCGAGCCGCCCGCAAAGUGCGAUGCCCCGGCGGGGCUAGGGCGCGCGGCGGCGGCGGCGGGCGCGGCGGGCGCGGAGGGAGGACGCCCCGGAGCGGCGCGGCGCCGGGCGGCGCGGAGGGGCAGCCCCGGCGGGCGGCGGCGGCGGGCCCGGGCUGCGCCCCGAGCGAGCCCCAUGCCCCGCGCGGGCUGACGGGCCGGAGCCCGCACGGAGCGGCCGGGCCGGACAGGUCCCGCUAGAGCGACAUGAUGGUGGAAUCUGCCUCGGAGACAAUCAGGUCAGCUCCCUCUGGUCAGAAUGGCGUGGGCAGCCUCUCGGGGCAGGCCGAUGGCAGCGGCGGUGCUGGGGCUGCGGGCGCUGCCGGAGGCGGUGCGGGCAGGGACGCGGCAGCGGGCGCUGACAGCAACGGCGAGAUGAGCCCUGCGGAUCUGCUGCACUUCCAGCAGCAACAGGCUCUCCAGGUCGCCCGGCAGUUCCUGCUGCAGCAAGCCUCGGGCCUGAGCUCCCCCGGGAACAAUGACAGCAAGCAGUCCGCCUCCGCUGUGCAGGUGCCCGUGUCGGUGGCCAUGAUGUCGCCGCAGAUGCUCACCCCCCAGCAGAUGCAGCAGAUCCUGUCGCCCCCGCAGCUGCAGGCCUUGCUCCAGCAGCAGCAGGCGCUCAUGCUCCAGCAGCUGCAGGAAUAUUACAAGAAGCAGCAAGAGCAGCUUCACUUGCAGCUCCUCACCCAACAGCAGGCUGGGAAGCAGCAACCCAAAGAGGCGCUGGGGAACAAGCAGCUGGCCUUCCAGCAGCAGCUCCUGCAAAUGCAACAGCUGCAGCAGCAGCACCUGCUCAACCUGCAGAGACAGGGGCUGGUCAGCCUGCAGCCCAGCCAAGCCCCGGGGCCCCUCCAGACCCUCCCACAAGCGGCCGUGUGCCCGACAGACCUGCCGCAGCUGUGGAAGGGCGAGGGUGCCCCCGGGCAGCCCGCCGAGGACAGCGUAAAGCAGGAGGGGCUGGACCUCACUGGCACGGCCACCACCGCUACCUCGUUUGCCGCCCCCCCCAAAGUCUCGCCCCCGCUCUCCCACCACACCCUGCCCAAUGGACAGCCCACUGUGCUCACCCCUCGGAGAGACAGCUCCUCCCAUGAGGAGACCCCUGGUUCCCACCCUCUGUAUGGACACGGAGAGUGCAAGUGGCCUGGCUGUGAGACCCUGUGUGAAGACCUGGGCCAGUUUAUCAAACACCUCAACACGGAGCACGCCCUGGACGACCGGAGCACGGCCCAGUGCCGGGUGCAGAUGCAGGUGGUGCAGCAGCUGGAGAUCCAGCUUGCCAAGGAGAGCGAGCGGCUGCAAGCCAUGAUGGCCCACCUGCACAUGCGGCCCUCCGAGCCCAAGCCCUUCAGUCAACCACUGAACCCAGUGUCCGGCUCCUCCUCAUUCUCCAAGGUGACCGUGUCUGCAGCAGACUCGUUCCCAGACGGCCUCGUGCACCCCCCCACCUCAGCUGCUGCCCCCGUCACCCCGCUGCGGCCUCCGGGCCUGGGCUCUGCCUCCCUGCACAGCGGGGGCCCCGCCCGCCGGAGGAGCAGCGACAAGUUCUGCUCCCCCAUCUCCUCAGAGCUGGCCCAGAACCACGAGUUCUACAAGAAUGCAGACGUCCGGCCCCCCUUCACCUACGCCUCCCUCAUCCGCCAGGCCAUCCUGGAGACCCCCGACCGGCAGCUGACCCUGAAUGAGAUCUAUAACUGGUUCACCAGGAUGUUCGCCUAUUUCCGAAGAAACACUGCCACCUGGAAGAUGACCUCAAUUCCAGGAGUUAUUCCUGCAGGAGGAGGUGGGAGUGACAAGAACGCCGUGCGGCACAACCUCAGCCUGCACAAGUGCUUCGUGCGCGUGGAGAACGUCAAGGGCGCCGUGUGGACCGUGGACGAGCGGGAGUACCAGAAGCGGAGGCCGCCGAAGAUGACGGGGAGCCCCACGCUGGUGAAGAACAUGAUCUCGGGCCUCAGCUACGGAGCACUUAACGCCAGCUACCAGGCCGCCCUGGCCGAGAGCAGCUUCCCCCUCCUCAACAGCCCCGGCAUGCUGAACCCCGGCUCCGCCAGCAGCCUCCUGCCCCUCAGCCAUGACGACGUGGGUGCCCCCGGGGAGCCUCUCCCCAGCAACGGCAGCAGCACCCCGCCUCGCCUGUCCCCGCCCCAGUACAGCCACCAGGUGCAGGUGAAAGAGGAGCCGGCGGAGGCGGAGGAGGACAGAAGGCCCGGACCCCCGCUGGGCCCCCCCAACCCCGGGGCCGCGGGGCCUGCCGAAGACAAGGACCUGGAGGAGGAGCUGCCUGGAGAGGAACUCUCCUAAGGGCCUCGAGGGGCAGGCAGGACGGGGUGAGACCCCUCCUGGAACCCGGGCCCCUCUUACCCCCACUCCACAGCCCCCUCAAACCUCAAGGCACUUCCAGGACCCAGAUGGGGGCUGGACCAGCAACUCCCCAUGUGGCCUGACUGACAGACGCAAAGGGCAGGGACGUCCCGCCUCCCCGCCCCCCUAAGGAGAAACGGGAGCCCUGGUCUGGGCCGCAGAGGACAGGAGGGCCCAGGCCCCUCCUCACUCCCUCCCCGCCACCAGCAGCAGCCGCGCCGGGCCCUCCCCACCAGCUCUCCGGACGGCCCGCAGCCACGGAGACCGCGGGCGGGCGGGCGAGGCGGCCGCCCCAGGCCCAGGGCCCCUCGCACCCGGCUCUGGCCGUUUUUUUCUAGCCAGAGGCCCCCACUCCCCCGUCUGUGCCCCCUCCCACCUUCUCCAUACUGUGAAGAAAGAGUUCUCCACCCGAUGCCCACCCCGCCCAGGCCUGGGCAGAGGAACUGAAGCUGCCAACCGCCCCCAGAGGAAGCCAGCCCCGCGGGCUCCCACCCAGAGCCACAGCCGGGCCGCACCAGUGGGAGCAGGGCCCCUGGCCGAGGCCCUCCUCCCGACCUGACCGGGGACCCAGGCUGCCGGGGCCUCUUCCCGUUUACUGGCCACCUGCCCGCCCGCCCGCCCGCCAUCCAGGGAGCACAGGAAGAGUCCGUGCCAGGCGGCCUUUUGGACACGGGGCCCAGGACGGGAGCCCAGCCAUCCGGAGGCCAGGGGCAUCGGGGCAGAGGUGGUGCCAACCGCCCGCCCGCCCGCCUGUCACGGGACUGACUGGUGGGGUUAGUUUGGCAGCUGCUGUGACCCAGCAGGUCACCCCGCCCCAGCUCCAGGGCACCAUUGCAGCCCCCUCCCGCCCUCCCCUUCCUCUCCCCUCCCCUCCUCCCCCCUCCCAGUUAAACGGAUGACCAAAGACCUUUCUUAUGCCAGAAGCAAAAACCAAAACUUUUUGUUGGCUUUUUCCUUUGUCGCCUCCUCCUCCUCCCCCUGCUCCUCCUCUGCGCCCACCGGCCCCAGGCUGGGAAGCCUCCCUCCACUUAAGUUAUUGUUUUAAACCAAAGUUUACAGUGUCUGUUGGUGGCCAAGACCCUCUCCCUCCACCCCUGCCCCACCCCCCUGAGGACCCUGGGGCUCGGAGGGGGCUGGGGCCCUGCCCCCCUCCCCUCUGCUCGUGCCCAGCCUGGGAGAAGGGAAGGGCAGGGCGGGAGGGGGCCGCCCUCAGCCCCGCACCCCCCCGGGCAGCGGGCACAGAGCCCCCGUCCGCCCCUGGACUGCUUCCCGGGGCUGCAGACCCCCCUUUAGGACCAAGUCCCCGUCGCGCUGGGAGUGGCUUCCAGCCGAGGAGCUGGAGAAAGCCGCACUCUCCACAGACCCCCUAUGGGGGCCCCGACCGAGGCCCAGGCCUGGGCGUGCUGGACGCUCAGCACCCAGGCCGGGCCCCUUUGCUGAGAAGACUCUUUGGACUCUUUCCCCGAGAAACCCCCACGUACGCCCCUUCACAAGCACCCCUCCCAGAGGCAGGGCCCCGCCGCCCCGCCCUGUGUACUCCCCACCUGUGUUUCGUUUGACCAGCACAGAAAUAUUAAACGUCCUCUGUACACCCGG
Molecule: messenger RNA, 4276 nt
Organism: Pipistrellus kuhlii (Kuhl's pipistrelle)
Lineage: Eukaryota; Metazoa; Chordata; Mammalia; Chiroptera; Vespertilionidae
Gene: FOXP4
Product: forkhead box P4
Exons: 18
Coding region: 524-2620 (698 amino acids)
Biological process (GO): regulation of transcription by RNA polymerase II
Cellular component (GO): nucleus
Molecular function (GO): DNA-binding transcription repressor activity, RNA polymerase II-specific; RNA polymerase II cis-regulatory region sequence-specific DNA binding
Source: RefSeq, a predicted model, not a curated record